Messenger RNA from Microthlaspi erraticum, 1029 nucleotides. Lineage: Eukaryota; Viridiplantae; Streptophyta; Magnoliopsida; Brassicales; Brassicaceae. The record is from the annotation of a GenBank genome assembly.
AUGACUCGCCGUUGUUCUCACUGCAACCAGAAUGGCCACAACUCACGUACAUGUCCGAAUCGCGGUGUUAAGCUCUUCGGUGUUCGUCUCACAGAAGGUUCGAUCCGGAAAAGCGCAAGUAUGGGCAAUCUCAGCCACUGCUCGGGCUCUGGAUUGGGCGGGCAUGGCGCAACCGGGUCUACCACUCCUGGCUCUCCCGGUGAUGGCUUGGACCACGGCGUCGGCGACGGUUACGCCUCCGAGGAUUUUGUUCCCGGCUCAUCCACUAGCCGCGAGCGAAAGAAAGGACAUCCAUGGACAGAAGAGGAACACAGGAUGUUCUUGAUGGGUCUGCAGAAGCUUGGAAAAGGCGAUUGGAGAGGUAUCUCAAGGAACUAUGUGACGACGAGGACACCUACACAAGUCGCAAGUCACGCUCAGAAGUACUUCAUCAGACAAUCCAAUGUGUCUCGCCGCAAGAGACGUUCUAGUCUCUUUGAUAUGGUUCCUGAUGAGCUAACAGACGUUCCGAUGGAUUCUCAAGAAAUGCAAUCAGAGAACCUUCCGUUGGAAACGGAAAUGCAGAGCACUGACUCUGUUCCAGCUCCACUGAUCGUUGAACCUGAAGAGUUUGAAUCCACCAACUCUAGCACGGAGGAGCUAGCUUCUGAUUCUUUCAGACCAGAAGACACCACCACCCAGCAGCAGCAGCAGCUACAACCACUCGGUUCGUUCCCUGUGCUAUAUCCGGCUUACUUCUCACCGUUCUACCCUUUCCCGUUAUGGUCUGCUGCGUAUGUGACCGAGCCGACGAAGGAGGAGACUCACGAGAUCCUCAGGCCAACAGCUGUGCACUCAAAAGCCGCACCCAUUAACGUGGAUCAACUUCUUGGUAUGUCUCAGCUCAGCCUUGGGGAGUCCAGCCAAAGCGGUGUAUCGGAACAGCCUCUAUCGCUGAGACUCGCUGGAGGGUCGUCCUCAAGGCAAUCAGCGUUUCAUCCCAAUCCAGCCAGUGGUGGUGGUGGUUCGGACAUGACUCAUGCUGUCUAA